Molecule: messenger RNA, 2349 nt
Organism: Cladophialophora immunda
Lineage: Eukaryota; Fungi; Ascomycota; Eurotiomycetes; Chaetothyriales; Herpotrichiellaceae
Exons: 1
Coding region: 1-1920 (639 amino acids)
Molecular function (GO): copper ion binding; oxidoreductase activity
Source: RefSeq, a predicted model, not a curated record
AUGGAGAGGACAAACUCUAGGAGGCGUAAAGCUGGAGGUGUGAAACCAGAUGACCCUCAUGAUGCUGUCGCUUCAGCGCCCACAGUGUCGACGAAUACAGCCAAGGAGCGAUCUCCGACGACUCUCGAGGCACCGUCUCGGGAGUUCAAGACGGCUAGAUUAUUCUCUGGCCUGUUGCUCUUUCUUCUCGUGUCGGCAUUACUUCUCGAUCAACUAGGCGGCGGUUCAUGGUUGCUUAAAAGAAUCCAAAAUCCGCUCCGGGAGCAUGGCAUGCAGCACCAAACACAGACCGCUGGCGAUAUCGCAACAAAACUUCACCCCGAUGCCCAUAUUGGCCGCCCACCAACAACGCUGACCUUCGAUUGGGAGGUCACCAAGAGUUACCGAUACCCAGACGGCGUUCGCAAAGAAGUAUAUCUCAUCAACGGCCAAUUUCCAGGCGAGACAAUUGAGGCUCGCUCAGGCGAUCGAAUCAUGGUCAAUGUCAGCAAUCUUCUGAGGGAUGAGGGUCUGGCCAUCCAUUGGCAUGGCUUGAGAAUGGAGGGUGCAAACGACAUGGACGGCGCUGUGGGCUUGACCCAGGACCCAAUCCCAAGUGGGGCGAGCUACUUGUACAAUUACACCAUUGGGGAGGAAGAAUUCGGCACCUUCUGGUACCAUGGCCACGAAAAGACACAGCGGGACGACGGUCUGUAUGGCGGUCUUGUGAUCCAUCGACCACUCACUCAGCUUAGCGAGAAAGACACAUAUCAUUAUGACGAAGAAAUUCUGCUGCUGGUAGGUGAUUGGUAUCAUCGGCCAAGCACUGAAGUACUCCGGUGGUACAUGAACUCUCGAUCCUUUGGGAAUGAGCCAGUGCCCGACUCUCUGGUCAUUAACGGCAAGGGACGUUUUUCUUGUGACAUGGCGGUGCCUGCAAGGCCUUUGGACUGCAUCCCGUCGAACGAAAGGGGCGAUCUCCCUGUCCUACACAUUGAAAACGACAAGCGCUAUCGCCUUCGCCUGGUCAAUACGGGCUCCUUGACUGGUUUCUCGAUGAGGAUGGAUAACGCCAGCUUCUCCCCUUUUCAGGUCGACGGCGGUCACGACAUCACGAUGACCGAGGUUCAAGGCAUGGGGAUCCUCUACCCUGGAGAGAGAGUGGAUGUAAUCCUGCAGACAGGGGUAUCCGACAGUCACCGUUAUCUUGAAAUCGAAAUGGACGAUGAGAACUUCAAGUACCCAAACCCGGCCCUCGAUCCACUACAGAAGUUUCCUGUCGAGACAGAGUCCGAGUCUACUCAACAGAGACAAGUCCUUCAACCAGAGCUCCAGUACUACAACCUCCAGGCCGCCCUGCCGAGCCACAGCCUUCCCAUUGCGUGGGCAGAUGAGUCGUUGAAGUUUGUCAUUUACACGACGACACUCAAAUUGGCAAGGCACCACAACAUCCCGAUGGGAUUUAUCAAUCACACCAGUUGGUCGCCCCAAUCGCCACCUUUGCUUUCCCUGGCUCGAGAACGAUAUGAUUCGAACCAACUUUCGCCUCACAUCCCAUUAGCCAAGGACGGUGCUGCCGGCUGGGUGGAAAUCGUCAUCAACAAUCUUGACGAUGGUGGCCAUCCAUUCCAUCUGCAUGGCUACUCCUUCUACGUCGUCUCCGUGUUCCCUCCUCCAAUUCCAUGGAGCAGUGAUAAGCCGCCAUUCACCGCAGGAGGCACUGGUAUGUACAAUUAUGAUCCGUUCAGCAGCCUGCCGUCAGAGUCACCUGCUGGUCUGUACAAUUUGGAGAACCCAGUGAUGAAGGACACGGUCUUCGUUCCCCAAAGAGGCUACGUCGUAAUCAGGUUCCGAGCCGACAACAAGGGUACCUGGAUGAUGCAUUGUCAUGUCGGAUGGCACUUGGGGAGUGGGAUGGCUAUGAGCUGGGAGAUUAGUUGAUAUGCCCGGUGCUUAGCCUUGUCUCGGCCAGCUCAACGACAUGCAAGACGCAUCUCUAGUCGGUUUCGGCAUCGACCAUUAAGUCGACCUCGACCUCCUUGAUUCCACUCCUACGCAGGAAAUACCCUGACGAUGCACCGGCACAUACUUAACGCAGGCAAGGACGCGCACGCUGGAUGUAUUCCCCCAUUGGUUAUCAUCUGAAAGGAUUCGAGUCGGCUUCCUGUUGCUGCAAACCGGCCGGAUGAAGCUUGCUGCGUCGAUGUCCGCUUGGUUGGACAAGCGAAUGAAGCUCGGCGCCGCCACAACGUGUUUGCAAAUCUGGCAAUUUAGACACCAGCGAAUCUGCAUAUCUUGCCUAGAGCCAAUUCUGGUUCCACGACAAUUUUCCCUAUCGUCACAUUGUGCGCUUUCCACCUCAAUCCAGCU